Molecule: messenger RNA, 2198 nt
Organism: Boleophthalmus pectinirostris (great blue-spotted mudskipper)
Lineage: Eukaryota; Metazoa; Chordata; Actinopteri; Gobiiformes; Gobiidae
Exons: 5
Coding region: 474-1202 (242 amino acids)
Source: RefSeq, a predicted model, not a curated record
AUUUUUGUCUUAAUAUUUGAAAAAACAGGCUACUUCAAUUCACUUUUGAUUUUGAUUUAAAGUAUAAAUUUUGUCUUUUUUAGACGUGAUUGCUUAAGUUUCAUUUCCUUUCAUUCAGUUGAUUUCAGUUUCAAAUUUCGAUUUCAAGUGUGUGGCAAAAGUACACAAAAUUUUAGAAGUAGGCACAGUUUUUUCACUGCCUUUUUACAAAUUUUUAUUCAUUUAAAUAAUAUUUUUUUUCAGUUUUCAGUGUAUCUUUUGUUAGUAUUUUUCUGUUGUUUUUUUGGUAGCAAUUUUUGAAAGUAUUUUUUUUAAUAGCAAUUUUCUGAAGUAUUUUUUUUGGUAGCAAUUUUCUGAAGUAUUUUUUUUGGUAGCAAUUUUCUGGAUUAUUUUAGGGUAGUAUUUUUUUGGUGCUAUUUUUCUGCAGUAUUUUUAGGCAGUAUUUGUAGUAUUUUUCAGUAGUCUUAGUAAAAAUGACGGAGUCCAAGUCGUCGGGUACGUGCGAGAAGCUGGCUCUGUCCCUGCUCGCCCUGUGGUUCAUCGGCUCGCUCAUCACCAUCGUGGUCUGGGCGACGGCGCCGGACUUCAAGAGCGCCGCCCAGUGCCGCGCCGAGCUCCGCGACCUCACCGUGCAGCACGAGGGGUCGAAGGUCGUGUGCCAGAAGAACCAGGAGGCGCUGGAGGAGAUGGUGAACCAGGCCCGAGAGGAGAAGGAGCGACUCGCCGGCCUCAUCCUGGAGCUCAACGACAAACUCAACGCCACCAACCACACGCUGGAGCAGAGCCGCAUGGAAAACCUCCUCCUCCUGACCAACAUCAGCGCUCUGCAGGAGACCGUGGACACGCUGGAGCAGAUCCAGGCCAACCUCACCACCCAGCUGAGCCUCAAAGAAGAUCAAAUCGAAGCUCUGGAGCUGAACCUGACUCAGGCCGAGCACCAGACCCAGUCCUGCUUCAGCCUGAAGGAGGCAGCAGAAGCCCAGACCAGAGCCGCAGAGAGUCAGACACGAGCCUGUCAGUCCAACCAGAACUAUCUACAGAAACAACUUCAGAAGUAUAAGGCGGGUGAGUCAGACGCCGCGAAGCAGAGCACUCCUCAGCAGACCUCCGCCGAUCCUACAGGGUCCGGACCAGGACUCAGACCGGCCGGGAUCUUAGUCGUGUCUGUGCUCGUGUCCGCUGCAGUCCACCUCCUCACCUGAUUUGCCCGCUGCGUCUGGGAUGAAGAGGCCGGACUCACGACUGCUGUACACUUCCUGUUUACGCUCUCAUCGCCGUAGAAACGCCGCAUCCCUAAAAAGGCCUCUGAUCGGACGAACAUUUUGCGAACGACCGCGCGGACUCUUCACUUGACGAUCGGCUCAUAUUAAACUUCACCAAACGGCUUCUGCUGCAGCUCUGUACAACUCACAUUUAAUCCCGUUUUUCACUUUAAUUCUGUUGUUUUUAAACUGCAUUUCUAGACGUACUAACAGUUUUUUACAAAGAGAUAUUUUCCUUAUGGCGAGAUAAAUAUUUUUAAAUCGAAAUGACAAUAAACGAUCUGAUAAUGUUGGUAAAUAAAUGAGUAAAUAAAUUAAUAGUAGCACAAAAAAAUAUAAUAAUAAUAAAAUAAAAUAAUAAUAAUAAAUCACAACUGAAAAACAAUAUUCCAGAAUUUUUUUGUUUUACUUUUUGCAUCUAGAAUAUUGUUAAUGUUCGCUAUUUUUACGGAAAUUUAUGAAGGCUUAUUGAACAAUUUCGUGAUAUAGAUAAAAAAAUAAAAAUAAAAAUAAUACAAAAAAAUACAUUGAAAAUAAUAUAAAUAUUGAAAAAAAAAGUUAUAUUUUUUAUUAUUAUUUUAUUGUUUUAAAAAUGCAUUCCGGACCAUUUUGUGAAAGCCAAAUAUCUGUUCUUUUUUUUUUUUUUUUUUUUUUUUUUAAAUUGCGCUGUGGACAAGUGUUAUAAAAAAAUAAACAAGAAUAUAUUUUUCUGCUUUAUUUUCCUUCUUUAGAUUUUUUGGAAAUGUUUUAUUUUUUUUUUUUUUGUGUCGAUAAAGUGACUCUGUGGUAAAGGUGAAUGUGUUUUCUGUGACACUGGCUUGUGCUUUGCUCAAAGGCGGAUUUGAACCCACACAAACUGCACCCGUUUUAAUGUUUCAUGCUGUUUUUGUGUUUUUGGACUUGAAAGAAAUAAACCUGACAUUACACAAACUCGUA